Pseudopodoces humilis (Tibetan ground-tit) is the source of this 4597-nucleotide messenger RNA. It is a transcript of the gene NSD3, whose product is annotated as nuclear receptor binding SET domain protein 3. Lineage: Eukaryota; Metazoa; Chordata; Aves; Passeriformes; Paridae. Gene Ontology annotation, cellular component: nucleus. The record is from RefSeq and is a predicted model, not a curated record. Gene Ontology annotation, molecular function: histone methyltransferase activity; protein binding.
GGAGGCCCCGCGCCGCCCCCGCCGCCGCCUUUGUCUGCGCGGGGCCGGGCGGACGCGGCGGGGCCGUGAGAAUGGAACUGACUGAAGGCCCUAUGAGAAAAAGGGAAAGCUAAGGAUGCUGGAGCAGAACAAUGGAUUUCUCUUUCUCUUUCAUGCAAGGGAUCAUGGGAAACACAAUUCAGCAACCACCUCAACUCAUUGACUCCGCCAACAUCCGCCAAGAGGAGGCCUUUGAUGGCAGCAGUGACACUGCUGAGGAUGGGGGCCGGACACCGUACGAGGCUGCGCUGCAGCAAGGCUUCCAGUACCCCACGCCCACGGCAGAGGAGCUGCCCCCGCUCACCAACGGCUACCCCCCAGCCAUCAGCAUGUACGAGCCCCAAGCCAAAUACCAGACGUACACUCAGUAUCCCAAUGGAUCGGCCAAUGGCUUUGGGACAGUCAGGAACUUCAGUCCCCCAGAGUAUUACCCCAUGGAGAACUCCAAUGCGAGGCCGCAUGACGUUCUGGAAAAACCUUCCCCUCCCCAGCUGCCACCUCCGCCACCACCUUCAGCUCCACAAGUGGGGAUUCCAAAGAAGACUGGCUCACCAGAGAUCAAACUCAAAAUAACCAAAACUAUCCAGAAUGGCAGGGAAUUGUUUGAGUCCUCCCUGUGUGGGGACCUGUUGAAUGAAGUCCAAGCGAGGGAGUAUGCUAAGGCAAAACAUGAAGGGAGGAAAGAGAAAAGGAAAAAAAGUAGCAAGCAUGACUCUUCCCGAUCGGAAGAGCGCAAGUCACACAAAAUUCCAAAAUUAGAACCAGAGGAGCAAAAUAGACCAAACGAGAGGCUUAGCACACUCUCUGAGAAACCAAGGGAAGAUGCAGUGUUGGAAGAAGCCCCGGUGCAGCAGCUCGUGCCGUCCCUUCCAGUGCAGGUCACCCACGACGUCAAGUUCCAGGUUGGGGAUCUGGUUUGGUCCAAGGUGGGGACGUACCCGUGGUGGCCUUGCAUGGUGUCGUGUGAUCCGCAGCUUGACGUGCAUACCAAAAUUAAUACAAGAGGUGCCCGGGAAUACCACGUGCAGUUCUUCAGCAACCAGCCAGAGCGGGCCUGGGUGCACGAGAAGCGCGUCCGGGAGUACCAAGGGCACAAACAGUACGAGCAGUUACUGGCUGAGGCAGCCAAGCAAGCCAGCAACCACUCUGAGAAACAGAAGAUUCGCAAGCCCCGGCCGCAGAGGGAGCGAGCGCAGUGGGACAUUGGCAUUGCCCACGCCGAGAAGGCGCUGAAAAUGACCCGGGAAGAGAGGAUAGAACAGUACACCUUCAUUUACGUAGACCAAGAGCCAGAGGAGGCUUUGGCCAAGGCCAAAAAGACUGCUGCUUCCAAAUCAGAGGCCAGGAAGAACCGGCGGCCGAGGCCAGCGCCGAGCACGCAGCCGGAGCACGCCGGCGGCGCGGCAGGGUCAUCGCCCUCGCACGUCGAGGCGCGCAGGCUGGGCCAGCGCCGGCAGCCCAGCCUGGAGGAGGAGGAGGCACCACCUGUGAAAAUCGCCUGGAAAACAGCUGCAGCUAGGAAGUCCCUACCAGCUUCCAUAACCAUGCACAACCUGGAUCUGCAAAAGUGUAACAUGUCUCCAGUUGUUAAAAUUGAACAGGUUUUUGCCCUUCAGAAUGCUGCUGGGGAUGGAAAACUCAUCGACCAAUUUGUUUAUUCCACCAAGGGAGUUGGUAACAAAACAGAAAUAAGCGUCAAAGGACAAGAGAAACUUAAUUCUUCAUCAGCUCAGAGAAGUGAAAAAGCAGUGGUGCAAAACACAUCCUCUCCUGAGACGACUUCUGGGGCAGCAGGUUCUGUAGAAAAGAAGCAACAGAGAAGAUCGAUUCGAACCCGCUCUGAGUCUGAGAAAUCUGCCGAAGUUGUGCCAAAGAAGAAGAUCAAAAAGGAGCAGGUUGAAACUGUCCCACUGGCAGCAGUGAAGACGGGGUUGCAGAAAGGUGCCAGUGAGAUUUCAGACUCCUGUAAACCCUUAAAGAAGAGAAGUCGUGCCUCCACAGACAUGGAACUGACCAGCUCAGCCUACAGGGACACGUCUGACUCUGAUUCCAGAGGACUCAAUGAUUUACAGGGCAGUUUUGGGAAGCGUUCAGACAGUCCCUCGGCCACUGCUGAUGCCGAUGCCUCAGAUGUGCAGUCAGUGGACUCCAGCUUAUCCAGGAGAGGAACUGGAGCAAGUAAAAAAGACACUGUUUGUCAGAUCUGCGAGAGCUCCGGCGAGUCGCUGCUGGCCUGCGAGGGGGAGUGCUGCAGCAUGUUCCACCUGGAGUGUCUCGGCCUGAAGGCCACGCCCGAGGAAAAGUUCAUCUGCACCGAGUGUAAGAAUGGAGAGCACACGUGCUUUUCCUGCAAGCUCCCUGGCAAGGACGUGAAGCGCUGCUCUGUCAGCACCUGCGGGAAGUUCUACCACGAGGCCUGCGUGCGCAAGUUUGCCACGGCCCUGUUCGAGUCCCGGGGCUUCCGCUGCCCGCAGCACUGCUGCACUGCCUGCUCCAUGGACAAGGACAUGCACAAAGCCAGCAAAGGUCGCAUGGCGAGAUGUCUGCGUUGCCCCGUUGCCUAUCACUCAGGAGACGGCUGCAUCGCUGCAGGAAGCUUGUUUGUGUCAUCCCAUAUCCUCAUCUGUAGUAACCAUUCCAAAAGGACUCACUCCUCAUCAGCUGUAAAUGUAGGCUUUUGUUUCGUUUGUGCAAGAGGGCUGGUAGUGCAGGACCAUUCAGACCCCCUGUUCAGUUCCUAUGCCUAUAAGUCCCACUAUCUACUGAAUGAGUCAAAUCGUGCUGAGUUGAUGAAAUUACCUAUGAUUCCUCCUCCUUCGUCAGCUUCCAAAAAGAAAUGUGAGAAAGGUGGCAAACUGUUGUGCUGUGAGUCCUGCCCAGCUUCCUUCCACCCCGAGUGUCUCAGCAUAGAAAUGCCUGAGGGAUGCUGGAAUUGCAAUGACUGUAAAGCUGGCAAGAAGCUGCGGUACAAGCAGAUCGUUUGGGUCAAGCUUGGGAAUUACAGGUGGUGGCCAGCAGAGAUCUGCAAUCCCAGGUCUGUGCCUCUCAACAUACAGGGCCUCAAACAUGAUAUCGGGGACUUCCCAGUAUUUUUCUUUGGUUCACAUGACUACUAUUGGGUACACCAGGGCAGAGUUUUCCCUUAUGUUGAAGGAGAUAAAAGCUUUGCUGAGGGGCAAACUAGUAUUAACAAGACCUUCAAGAAAGCACUUGAAGAAGCAGCAAAGCGUUUCCAGGAACUGAAAGCACAAAGAGAAAGCAAAGAGGCAUUGGAAAUUGAAAGGAAUUCAAGGAAACCUCCACCCUAUAAACACAUUAAAUCCAACAAGGUGAUUGGGAAGGUUCAGAUCCAGGUGGCCGACCUGUCGGAGAUUCCACGCUGUAACUGCAAGCCGUCGGACGAGAACCCGUGCGGGCUGGAGUCGGAGUGCCUCAACAGGAUGCUGCAGUACGAGUGCCACCCGCAGGUGUGCCCGGCUGGGGAGCGCUGCCAGAACCAGUGCUUCACCAAGAGGCUCUACCCCGACGCCGAGAUCAUCAAAACCGAGCGCCGCGGCUGGGGCCUCCGCACCAAAAGGAGCAUUAAAAAGGGUGAAUUUGUGAAUGAAUAUGUUGGGGAGCUGAUUGAUGAGGAGGAGUGCCGGCUGCGGAUCAAACGUGCUCACGAGAACAGUGUCACCAAUUUUUAUAUGCUAACUGUAACCAAGGACCGAAUAAUAGAUGCUGGCCCAAAGGGGAACUACUCUCGUUUUAUGAACCACAGUUGUAACCCAAACUGUGAAACACAGAAGUGGACAGUGAAUGGUGACAUUAGAGUUGGACUGUUUGCUCUUUGUGACAUUCCUGCAGGAAUGGAGUUAACAUUCAAUUACAACCUGGAUUGCCUGGGCAAUGGCAGGACCGAGUGUCACUGCGGAGCAGAAAACUGCAGCGGCUUCCUGGGAGUGCGUCCCAAGACAGCAUUUGCAACGGCAAAUGAAGAAAAGGUGAAAAAUGCAAAAUUAAAGCAAAAGAAACGGAAAAUAAAAACAGAACAGAAGCAGAUGCAUGAAGAUAACUGUUUCCAGUGUGGAGAUGGGGGAGAACUGGUCAUGUGUGAUAAGAAGGACUGUCCCAAAGCAUACCACCUCCUAUGCCUUAACCUGACUCAACCACCUUUUGGAAAGUGGGAAUGUCCGUGGCACCAGUGUGACAUCUGUAGCAAUCCUGCCGUGUCCUUCUGUGAGUUCUGCCCCCAUUCCUUCUGUAAGGAUCACGAGAAGGGAGCGCUGGUGCCGUCGGCGCUGGACGGCCGCCUCUGCUGUUCCGCACACGACCCCAAAUCUCCUGUGGCCCCCGAGUACUGGAGCAAGAUCAAGUGCAAAUUGGAAGCACAGAAUGCUGUGGAAGAGGCAAAGGAGUGAAUUUGGUUAAAAACAAACACGGGAAGAGAGAAGAGGGGCAACAGGCGAUGAACUCAGAUUGCAAUGCCACACUUGUCCUUGGAGCCAGCACGUGUGAGCUGGAACGGGACCAUUGACCUGAGCGAGAAGGACCAGGCAGUAGUGUUUGGUUUUUG